GGAAGCCAUGAGCCAUGAUGACGAACCUCCGCUCGUAGCUACUUAUAGAACUCAGCGGCCACCAUGGAUUGGUCUAUGGAGUACUCGGGAGUAUAAGGGGCGUCCAGAUUGGUGGAAGGAAGCUGGUGUUGAAGACGAGAUUGUCCGCAGUGGACGACUGCGUAUGAUACGUCACAGGUACAAGGAAGAAGAUCCGGAUUUUUUUGAUCCAAAGGUUCCUGACGGGACUUCGCUUACUGGACCGCUAGGUUUAGAUUCGAAGUACCACCACGAUAUCACUAUAAAGGCAGAUCAACCUGGACCGCUAAAGGAGACAAGGCAUGCUGAUCUGAUUUACUCGUUUUUCUUUGUAAUUUUCAAAAUCUGGAAAGGCUCUCAUCAAUAUAAGGCUAUAGCUGAAAAGUUCGACAUUAGUAAAGAACAUCCCGGUUUUGAUGUGAACCCUACUCUCAACGAUUUGUUGAAUAUCCCAAAAUGGCAUCUUGGUCGCAACGCCUUUGUGCCGAAUUCAUGGUAUCACUAUGGUCCGCGAUUUUUCGACAAACCGUUAAACGAAGCAACCAUCGAAAAGGGACUGGCUUGCGCGAAAUAUACAGCUUUUCUGACUUCGGGCACUUCCGAAAUGUUGUGUAGUGACCUUUUUGUUGCUACUUGGGUGUAUCCGGUGUACUUUGCUUUUUAUGCUUAUACCUAUCCGAAGCCGCCGGGAAGCGACUUGGCCAAGAAGAAUUUGAUACACGAAGGAUACGAAUCUCUAGAAACGUUCAAUUCUUGAAC
This is a messenger RNA of Strongylus vulgaris, 777 nucleotides long. Lineage: Eukaryota; Metazoa; Nematoda; Chromadorea; Rhabditida; Strongylidae. The record is from the annotation of a GenBank genome assembly.